Hibiscus syriacus is the source of this 471-nucleotide messenger RNA. RefSeq names its product tumor necrosis factor ligand superfamily member 6-like. Lineage: Eukaryota; Viridiplantae; Streptophyta; Magnoliopsida; Malvales; Malvaceae. The coding region runs from base 1 to 471 and encodes 156 amino acids. Gene Ontology annotation, biological process: plant-type secondary cell wall biogenesis. The record is from RefSeq and is a predicted model, not a curated record. The transcript has a single exon.
AUGGCCUCUCCUAACUUCAACUUCCCUUAUUUCUCUCCACCACCCCACCAUCCAAUCACUCCGCCUCCACCACCUCCCCAUGUACCUCCACCGCCGACUCCAAUUCCUCCAUCACCAAAUAACCAUACGGUUAUAAUCAUCGUGUUUAUAUCAUGUGGCGGCGUGUUCCUCCUCACAUUCCUUGCGGCCACUCUCUUUUGUUUCCUCAAGAAAAAGGAGGUUCAAAAGGCUGACGCGGUACAUAUGGAUGAACAAAUGAAAAUCAAGGAGGCAAUUGUUGAAGGUCCCCAUGGAACUAGCUCAGUUUUACUAGAGAUUGAAGAUGAUAUUCAUAUCGAUGAAGAGAUUGCAAAGACUCAAAGAAUUGGAAACGGAUCCAAUCUCCACUCUUCUGAGCAAAUUCAUCAUAAAGAUAUCGAAGCAGGAGGUGAAACUUCAAGUUCUCAUCAUCAACUAGAACACAAGGCCUAG